AUGGAUGAAGGAAAAAAAGAGGCAAAGGAUGGAAAAAAUGAGCGAAGAGAGAUAAGAGUGCAGGAAGAGAAAAAAAGAAUGGACGAGAAAGAGAAGAAGGGGCAGAGAAAAGAAUGGAUGAAGAAAAAAGAGGAUGCGAAGAGACAAAGAAUGGACGAAAAAAAAAGAAUGGAUGAAGAAAAAAGGAAUGGGUGGAAAAAGAAAAGAAUAGAUGAAAGAAGAAAAGAAGGGGAAAGAGUGAAAAGAAUAGACGAAGAAGAAAAAGAAAGGGCGAAGAAGAAAAGAAUAGACAAAGAAAAAAAAAAAAAGAACGAAGAAAUAAAAGAAAGAAAAGGGCGUAAAGAAAGAAUAGAUGAAGUGCAAAAAAAAAACAAUGGAUGA
Dentiscutata heterogama is the source of this 381-nucleotide messenger RNA. NCBI's taxonomy places the organism in Eukaryota, Fungi, Glomeromycota, Glomeromycetes, Diversisporales, Gigasporaceae. The record is from the annotation of a GenBank genome assembly.